Elaeis guineensis (African oil palm) is the source of this 832-nucleotide messenger RNA. RefSeq names its product dirigent protein 22. The record is from RefSeq and is a predicted model, not a curated record. Lineage: Eukaryota; Viridiplantae; Streptophyta; Magnoliopsida; Arecales; Arecaceae.
GCCUUUCGCUUCAGAGAGGGAAGUCAGCCACCCAAAAUGUUCAAACUCCUCCUUCUACUCCUCACCACCACCACCAUUUUGGCCCAGCAACCCUAUAGCUUCCUCCAAGGCCAGAAGCCAGCCACGAAGCCCCACCACAAGAAGCUCACCCACCUGCGCUUCUUCUGGCACGACAUAGUAAGCGGUCGUAGCCCGACCUCCGUGCCGGUGGCCCGGGCUGCGUCAACAAACACAUCAAGCAGCUUCUUCGGCCAAGUGAACGUGAUCGACAACCCACUGACGGAAGGCCCGGCGAUGGCAUCCAAACUCGUCGGCCGUGCGCAGGGACUCUACGCGUUGGCCUCGCAGGAGGGUAUAGGCCUUUUGAUGGCCAUGAAUUUUGCUUUCUUGGAUGGCAAGUACAACGGGAGCUCGAUCACGGUGCUCGGCCGAAAUAUGGUGUUCACGGCGGUGAGAGAGAUGCCGGUCAUCGGCGGCAGUGGGCUGUUCCGGCUGGCCCAGGGCUACGUCCAGGCCAAGACCUACACUUUUGACAUGAAAAACAUGAACGCAGUGGUUGAGUACAAUUGCUUCGUCCUCCAUCAUUAAGGUUGUUUCAGUCUUCCUGUAAAAAGAAAAGUUGUCUUCAUUGCAUAGGUGCUUCAACUUUACUUUAUACCAGUUUUGUGUAUCCGCAUGUGUUGUGGGACCUUAAUUUCCCAAUAUUGUGGUAUUGUCAUCCAGCGGCUAGCCCCAGAUUAUUGUUAGUACUUUUUAAAUAACAGAGGGAUGGUGCUGAUGUAAAUAGUGACUAAAUACUUCAGUUGGGGGGGAUGGAAAUCACUUAUUUAAC